This is a messenger RNA of Drosophila subobscura, 522 nucleotides long. RefSeq lists its product as uncharacterized. The transcript has 3 exons. Lineage: Eukaryota; Metazoa; Arthropoda; Insecta; Diptera; Drosophilidae. Bases 1 to 522 code for a protein of 173 amino acids. The record is from RefSeq and is a predicted model, not a curated record.
AUGCAGUCCAAACUAAUAUUCUGCUGUCUAAGUUCACAGGAGGCUGUCGUUUUCAAGUUCACAAACUUCGUCUGUGAGAGCUACAACAAAUCCUGGGUAGUGUUCCACAACUGUCGUCUGAAGGCCGUCAGUCGCAGCAGAGUGCUCCUCAACAUGAAUGAGACGUUAUUGCAUCCGACCACCGAUAUGACCUGUCACAUUCAAAUGUUUAAGAGAGCAAAUGGAUACAAGCCCUGGCUGAUCGACAUUAACAUUGAUGUCUGUCAGUAUUUUCGAAGGCGUAAUAUACCCUUUUUUUCUAUAUUCCUUAGUUUCUUUAAGGAGUUUACCAACUUCAAUCACACUUGCCCCUACGUGGGCACACUGGUUGUCAAAGAUGUGUAUCUAAGACCCGAGCUACUGCGUCUUCCCAUGCCAACGGGGGACUAUCUGAUCGCCUCGCACUGGUAUCACUUUAAGCAACAUCAAACAGAUAUUAACGUAAGUUUUAGUUACGUUGAGGAUCUCCUGAAGAGCUGGUAG